Thermothelomyces thermophilus ATCC 42464 is the source of this 553-nucleotide messenger RNA. RefSeq lists its product as uncharacterized. Gene Ontology annotation, molecular function: scytalone dehydratase activity. Gene Ontology annotation, biological process: melanin metabolic process. The record is from RefSeq and is a predicted model, not a curated record. The transcript is spliced from 2 exons. The coding region runs from base 21 to 482 and encodes 153 amino acids. Lineage: Eukaryota; Fungi; Ascomycota; Sordariomycetes; Sordariales; Chaetomiaceae.
CUAACACUAUAAGGGGGGCGAUGGCAGAUAUCAUUGGCUGCCAAGCCGCAAUCUUCGAGUGGGCCGAGAGUUUCGACUCCAAAGAUUGGGAUCGCCUUUCGAAAGCCAUUGCUCCGACCCUCUACGUUGAUUACCGGGCAGUCAUGGGCCAACUGUGGGAGUCGAUGCCGGCCGAGCAGUUCGUGGGCAUGGCGUCGAACGAGAAGUUCCUCGGCAACCGGCGCAUCAAGACUCAGCACUUCAUCGGCGCGGGGAAGUGGGUGCGCACCGGCGAGGGCCAGAUAACGGGCUACCACCAGAUGCGCGUGGCUCACCAGAAGUACGAGGACGACGAGUUGACCAAGGUGCGCUAUGCGGGACACGCCCACGGCAAGGCGACGGUGCAGUACCGCAAGGUCGAUGGCGUCUGGAAGUUUGCCGGUCUCACGCCGGACAUCCGGUGGACAGAGCACGACUAUGACAAGAUAUUCCAGGACGACUAAUUAAUUCGAACAACCAAGCAUACCUCUCGAUAAUUUGAUAGAGAAUGAAGCGCGAUAUAUCUUGGACCCAA